AUGCUAGGACUUUAAAAUUGUGCCUCCCGUCGUCGAAUAAGCACGUCAGUCGAGCUCCGUUCGGAAUCGGAGAGGUAAUGCUGGCGCUGCGACCGGCAGCGGUGUGAUUCCCCCUGUCCGUCCCUCUGUGCCCUGGCGCCCUGGCCUGCCCCAAGCCGCGAGAAGGCUGGGCACAAUAGGACUGCAAGAAAAUGGAGAGCCAACAUUUUUGUUUACGGUGGAACAACUACCAGAGUAGCAUCACCUCAGCAUUUGAAAACCUACGAGAUGAUGAAGAUUUUGUUGAUGUGACUAUUGCCUGUGAUGGGAAGAGCCUGAAAGCCCACCGGGUAGUACUAUCUGCCUGCAGCCCUUACUUUCGUGAAUUACUAAAGAGCACACCAUGUAAGCAUCCUGUUAUUGUGCUACAAGAUGUGGCUUUUGCUGACUUGGAUGCACUUGUGGAAUUUAUCUACCACGGGGAAGUUAAUGUUCAUCAACGCAACCUUACUUCAUUUCUGAAAACGGCUGAAGUUUUGAGAGUCAGUGGUUUAACACAGCAGGCUGAUGGUCGAGAAGAUAGUCCACUGUCUCAACUAGCAUCCUCCAAUGGACGUGCUUUAGGAGGAGACCAAUUAUUCAAUUUAUCUCCUGCUGGGCGUUCACCUCCCACAGCAACAUCUCCCGUACCAACUUCACCCCACAGUAGUACUCCAACAAACGGAAGUACUCCAACAACUACUCCUUCAAGUGUACCUAAUAGUGCUACUGUCAAUCAGUUGUUGAGACGUGCUGUGGCCGUAGCUGAAGCCUCAAAGAGGCUACAGCGCAAUAGCAUUCCAACACCCCCAUUGGGAACUGACCAGAAUGAUGUUGAUCAUCCUGUAGCAAAACGUCCAAGAUCAAUUAAUAACAACAGUGAAAAUGGACCCAUCACUAAUAGUCAUCUAGACCGAGAAUGGGACCGAGAACGAGAGCGUGAUAGGGAAAGAGAUCGGGAAUGGGAGCGAGAAGACCGCCUUUGUGAGACUGAUAUCAAUGCCAAUCCUGCAGACUUGACAAAUCACCAAUUAACUCCCACUGAUUUUUCAGCCAAAAAUUCCUACAGAAAAGUCGAAGUGAAGAGAGAGGAUCGAGAUCGAGAGAGGGACAGGGACAGAGACAGUGAGCAGUCCAGAUCACCAUCAUCGCGUAUGGAUAAGGUGAAGGCGGAGCCUACGGAUAUGUUGGCUGGAGCGACUGAAAACAGCUCGGAUUCCGUCGAGGCUUACCAUGAACGCCUCCAUAGGGGACCACCAUCAACUUCGUCAACAGGUGAACAUGAAGAUCUGGAUAGCAGUGCACAAAGCCAUCAUAAUCCUCCGUUUCUCUCACCUGUAGAAAGUAAACUUUUUGCUGCAGCUACAGCAGGCUCCUUCAAUUUUAGUAUGGCUGCUCUUGCUGCUGAUACCGCUUUGGCAGGUCUUCAAAACCUUCAAACAACUACAGAUGGGCUAGCGGGUACUUCAACUCCAGGUAUGAAUAAUUGGACGUAUGGUGUUCCACCUCCUAUGACUGGUGGAAUCAAUGAUCCUCAAGAGUGUCCAUUCUGCCGUCGUACUUUCUCGUGUUACUACAGUCUCAAGCGGCAUUUCCAAGACAAACAUGAGAGAUCUGACACUUUAUACAAGUGUGAGUUCUGUCAACGAAGUUACCGCACCAAGAAUAGCCUCACCACUCACAAGUCGUUGCAGCACCGAGGUAGUGCUGGAAUGUUAAAGCGUCUUAUGAAGAGUGUUGCUGUCCCUGGUGCUCUUGGGCAGCCUCAACCUCAGUAACCAUUUUAAUGAAACAACAUUUGCUCCAUGUAUUGACGAUGAAAAUAUUGGUGUUCUUUGUUGGGUGAAUGUUGUGUGGUGAUAUGACAAGUUGCUACCAGAAUGAAGAUAUGAAAAGGACUGAAGGAAUCUGAAGGAGGACGUAUGUCCCAGUGAGUUAAGUGAAGAUGUUUUGAUCGUGGUUCUUUUUAAAAGAAUUCUGUUAGUUGGAACAUUCAGUAAUAAUGUGAAUGUGUUGUUGAUGGGAACAAGAAAUCUGGGUUACUUAAAAAUAGCUGUGUUAACAUUGUUUCAGGACAACAUAUUCUGUCCAGUUCAGUGUGUAGAUAAACAAACCUUCCAUUUUUAAUUAAUGUGUUUAAUAUUUUUUGAAAGAAACAUGACACAGUCAGGCACUCUACUGACAGCGCCAGCAGCAGUCAUUAGACAUCAUGAAACAUUUGUUACAGAGAUAUAUUGCAAUACUAAAGCUUUUCAAGAUAAAAGGACAAAAUUAAGUUACUGCACAAUAUUAGUGGGAGGGCACCAUCUUGUUAAUGUUAACUGUGAGGUUUGUUCUCUGCCGCUCACAAAUAUUGGUGCUAAUCUUCUUGCGCAAUAAACAAUGGCUAUUUAGGAGGGAAUAAAUUUUUUUGGUCACAACAUAUCAGUUGUUGAAACUUGAUUUUCUUCAUACAAAAGAUCAGAACUUUGAGUUUAAAACUUUUCCAUAUCAGACAUAUCUCAAUUGCAGUGAUAUAAUCUCUCCUGAAUCUGAAAGCUUCAGUGUACAAUACAAUAAACCGGGUAUUUUUAUCAAUAGUUUUAACCAUAGUACGGGUCAAUAGUUUGUACUACAUUUUUUGCAGUUUUUUCUUAAUGUGAAAUGGUUUUUUACUUAUGCUGGUUUGUUGAUUGCUUGGAGAUUUUAUGGGUCUCCAAACCAUUGUUCUACCUCAUUGUCAUGGAACCAAGACAUAUGUGUUAGACACUUACAUUAUACUGAUACUGAUUUAAGGUCAGUCAGUAGUUGAAAGUUAUAGCAUUCUUUAUGUGUAAAGUUUAUCUUCCAUUGUCUAGUAAUCAUUCUAUUUCCAAUGUAUUGAUGUUACUUUUAAUAGUCCUUGGAACAUUAUUUUUGAUGUAGUUGGUGAGUUAAUCACCAUAUUGCUCUCAUUACUUCAGUAAUUCUAAUCUGCAUUAUUUUGUUCCCUAAUCGAAGGAGUAGACUGUCAAUUCAAAUUUUGAUGGUAUCCACCACAUAUAAAAAAGGUUCCCCGUUCCAUGUUUGUCAAAGGUGUGAUCUUGAAUAUUUCAAUAUAUAUUUUUACCUAAUUUCUUUGUGAAAAUGUGAAACUCUAACAUAGAGUAUUCUUCACUUAUUAUCGUACAGAUGGGGUUAUUUUGCUCUCAAUAUUGUUGAGACUCAAAUUUCUUGACAAUUGCGCCAUUUGUAGGAUUAUCAUAAUUAGUCAGAUGUUUUUCCUUUAUCAUUGAGGAAGUCUUUAUUCUGAGUACAAACUGUGAGAAUGUCUAUUUUUUAAUUGAUAGGCACUAUCGGGUAUGUUUGAAUGUUAAGUGUUUAAAGCAUCUUCAUCACAACUCUGUAAAGGGAUUAACUUUAUGUUUCUCCUUAAUAAGAGAAAGAAAAAGAGAUGAACUGUCAGACAGUGUCUCAUUAGUGUAGAUUUGUUAAUAUGUGCAUAUAGAGAUCUUUGAAAGCUUUGUGUAAGAAUUUGUCACACAUAUGGAGGCAAUCAUAAAGUUAUGUAUAAGUUAUCCUUUAAACAAGUUAUCUAUAGUUUGGUAUUACUACUACUAUUAUUGCUAUUAUUAUUAUCUACUUCUUUAAUUCACUAUUGUUUUAAGUUAUGUGUUUUUAUAGUUUGAUGGCACAGAUGUGCUUUUAAAAUGUAGCCCAGGGAUUUAAAUUUAUUUUCUGUUUCUGACAGUAUGCACUGUGAUUGUAGAGGUAUUAUCACCAGACCUCUCUGAGGUAGAGUUGUUUAUAUGAGAUGUUAUUGCAUCUGUUUCAAUGUUCUUUAAAAAUUUGUCUGAUUUAUCUGUGUGUUAGUUUUUUUUUAUUAUUAUUUCGACACCUAUCAAGUGUUAUAGGUGAGCAACAGAAUGUUUGGUCCAGUAAGAUCUUAGGUUCUUAUUUGAUGAUAUUCCUUGUUUUUGAUUGACUCCACAUGUGAUGACAGUAAUGUAGAUGAAUGAAGGUAUGAAAAUGCAGGGCUCUGUGAUUAUUGGAAGUAAUUUGUUUAAAAGAUGUGAUCUUUUCUUUACUUGUACGAAAUGGAAAUAUCUUUAUUAUAAAUAUAUAUACUCAUAUACCUCUAUUUUUUUGUUGUUUGGAAAGAAAAGUGGGAUUUCUAUCAAAAAUGCUGUGCAAACUGCCAAAUUUCAUGUCAAAAUUCCGCAUGUCUUUUUGGGGCAUGGGUAGUAGUUAAUUUACAUAUCCCUUUUUCACAAAUCUGUGCCAAUGUAUCGUGACUGUACCUAUUGUCAUUUAGUUGUUUUUCAUGUGUACAUAAUCAGUCACAUAACAUCAGUCAUAUUAUCAUUUAUGAUUGUACAUAGUACUUGCUGUAGGCAAAACCCUUGUGAAUAUGCUGUACAAAUGUACAUAGAUGAUUAACACAUUUGCUCGAUCAGAAAUGAAAUGCACAUCAAAUUAUAUUUAAAAUGUUAUAUAUCGUCUAUAUCAUUUCAUAUCAAUGUAUGACCAUUGACGUUUUGAUAAGAGAGGGCUCGACAGGACACUUCUCCUCCAUAGCAGUUGUCAGUGAAGCACUCGGACACAUAAUAUGCUUCUGCAUAGUUUUUCUAUUCUUCGUUUUCUGUAAUACCUGCACAGGUGGCCUUUGUGGAAUUUGGUACUUCUCAAUGAAAUUCAGCUCAGAUUGUUUGUAUUCAGCAGGCUCUUCACUGUUUGCAUCACAGUUAUUAAAUCUAUCUACAACUGUAGAUUAGGGUCUUCCCUCUUCUUCUCCAGACUCCUUCUAUGGUUCUGAAGAUUUAUUUUUCAAACUGAAGAUUCAAAAUAGUCACGCAAAAUUUAUGUGAUGAAGUUUGGUUCUAUCUUUUAUUUAUUCUCUUAAGCCUGAUGUGAUUACCUCCAUACUGUCUGUGAAUCUACACUCACCUUUUUUGUUGUCAUUAUCACGUUUAUUUCAUUGAACUCUUAUGUUAAGUAUUUAACUUUGUUGUAGUUUUUUUUUUAAAUAAUUUCGUUUGUUUGCUUCUUUUUCUCAGUUGUAAGCACUUACGGUCAAAGACAACCAGCCUAUUGAAACAAUCUUUUAAUAUCACAGCAUUGUAAUAUCCUCUUCAAUUUUGAAAAAACCCUAUGUGGGUUCUUGCUUCUUCAGGUGUGGCAUCUAAUGGUGUCCUUACAAUGCUCCAAAAUACAUUUUAUUGAGCAAAGACUGUUACAUUAAAGCAAAAAGAAAAAAACCCAAUAAAAUUUAAAUAUUUGUUAAUUUGACUGAAAAGAACUGAUCACUCAUAAAUUAAUUGACUUAAUUUAGACAUCUAAUUAUUUAAUAUUAUUAGUGAUUAUGUACCAAAGAUGCAUGAUUAUUUAUAUUUGUGUUGAGCCCCAUAAUGAUUGUGAAAUGGCUUUUUGGACUUGACCAUGUUCUCCCUUUUUUUCCCUUAUAUUCUGUUAAUGCAUUUGUUUUAGUCUUUUAAAGACGUGUUGGCUUUUUUUUGAAGAUUUGUUGCUAUUACGUUGCAAUAAUAUCGCCAAAAUUGCUGCUAUUUUGUUAGGCUGCUUCUUCUUCUUUCUUUUUUGUGUGUUUCUUGAGAUCAAGACUUUUGAUGAGUUAAGGCUGUUUUCUUUUAUUUUGUUUGGAAUGGCAGGUCUGGAGUGAACACUAUUGUACAACUUCUAUCUGACACAAACACUGUUAUCAGUGUCAUUAUACCACAUGGAACCGAUGAAUAUAUCCCUUGUUCAAUUGAUGAAAUAUCUCCUUUCAUGACCUAAAGCUUCUUCUGAAGUAGACUACCUAAUUGCCUGAAAUGUCUGUUCUCAGUUUUUAUUAGGUCAUAUUGCGAACAAGUCUCAUAAUGACAUCGAGGGAUUAUAUUAGUGUUUACAAUCCAGACCAGUUUGUCCUUGUAAUUUAGCUUUUAUUUCAUUUGAGCUGUAGAUAUCUAAUUAUUCAGCUGCUAUUUUAUAGGUGAGGCUUUCUUUUUUUUUUUCCAUUUUUUUAAAAUUUGAAUCACAACCUUCAAUUAAUCACCACUCAAGAUUUUAACAAAGCAUUCCUCACUCAGGGCAGCUCAGAUGGAGUUGAUUCCUAAGUGCUACCUAAUGCUUUCUAGAAGACCAUGGAGUAAGAGGUGAGAGAUUCAUUCUGCACCUGCCUACUUGUGGUUUCUAAUCUUUGAUCUGGUUUGUCUCGUAUCCUUUCUCAAAAACAUAUUGUGCUGUGUCCUCUUGCUUUUAAAGGAGUGAUUGCCUUUCUUCAUAUCAUCUUAUCUGCCUCUGAAACUCACACACUUUGGCACCUGUGUCCUGUAGGUAAAUGUUUUUCUGUGGGGGUGUAAAUAUGUGUGUUUGCUACUUUAGAUCGCUUUCAUUUAUCGGUUGACAAGUUGACAUGUCUCUUACGAUCCCGUUUUACAUUUGGGGAAGUACAUAUUUUGUACUUUUCGUUUAUUAAUUGUCUCAGGAUAUUAUGUUGAAUCUUAGUAAGCAUGGAUUGAGGGCUCAUGAGCAUUGUUGUCCUUAUGAUCAUAUUUAUGGACACAAAUGUGUAUGAAGUUGUUAAUACUACAAAAUUUGUUCACAAUAGCAUAAUGUUAUGAGUAUUUAUAGAUUCAGUUAUAACUGGAUGGUUUUAUCAGUUACAAUGGUUGUGAUCUUUCUUCAUCUUCUGAAUGAUGAACUCAGUUUCCAUGAUCAUGUACUUGUUAUACUGUAACAAACGGGUGACUUUGUUUGUUUUCUCUUUUUAUUUUCAUCCAGUGUAUGAUGAUGCUCAGGAAAAAUCUCAGGGGCUUGUGUAUUAUUACAACUGUUUUUAUCAUUAUUGUAAUAGUUUUGUGUGUGAAUUCAGAGACACGGGUUUUCGUGCAGUGUCAGUCAGCUGACAUUGUCCUUCCUGUUUGCUUUUACAAAAGCCAUGGAAGAUACAAAAUAUGUUAAUUGUUUUCACUCCUUCUGCAUGUUGAAUCAUAGCUGUUGUGUUAUGGAAUGGUGAUUACAUGUUAGAAAUAUUAUGUAAGUCAUAGUGCUGAGACAUGUUGGACAAAUGUUUAUCCUGAUGACACCUUUAUCAAUGUCAUCUUCAUCUGCAUGAACUGAACCCCCUGUUGCCUUAUUUAUUCUGUGUUUCCCUCACCUCUCCUCUAUUGUUGAGGGAUUCCCAAAGCGGACCUAUUUUUUUAAUGAGAAUUUUGCCAUACAUACCAACCACAAUACCUCAUAACAGACAUACCUCAAUGCCUCAUUAAAAUAGUACUGGUAAUUGUUAAACAGACUGUAUUAAGGUUGAUUACCACUUAUUUAAUUAAAUGAAUGCACUAAUAUUAGAUUACUAUGUAUACAUAUUCAACAUCUUUUAUUGUCAUUUCUUUUUGUUAUUGGACACCAAAUUUAAUUCUAUUUUAUAUAGUUUGUGUUUUUAUGUUUUGUCCAAUCGUCAUCAGCUUGCAAUUGUAGAUGUCAUUUUCUAUGGACAUAGUUUAGUUAUAGUUGUUUCCCUCAUUUGAGAGUUCUUAUUUAUGAAAGGCAAACUGUUAAAAGACUUUUUUGUUUUCCUAGUUCAAGCAAUUCAGGCAGAUUCACAAGCAUAUCAAACAUUAGCACUUGAUAAAUUUUAGUGAUAAGAGAAAAUGUUGUCCUGUCUGAGUGUGAAAUAAAAUAUUAAAGAUUCCAGA
Molecule: messenger RNA, 7670 nt
Organism: Frankliniella occidentalis (western flower thrips)
Lineage: Eukaryota; Metazoa; Arthropoda; Insecta; Thysanoptera; Thripidae
Product: broad-complex core protein isoforms 1/2/3/4/5
Exons: 9
Coding region: 192-1796 (534 amino acids)
Biological process (GO): regulation of transcription by RNA polymerase II
Cellular component (GO): nucleus
Molecular function (GO): protein binding
Source: RefSeq, a predicted model, not a curated record